Molecule: messenger RNA, 558 nt
Organism: Harpegnathos saltator (Jerdon's jumping ant)
Lineage: Eukaryota; Metazoa; Arthropoda; Insecta; Hymenoptera; Formicidae
Exons: 4
Coding region: 14-367 (117 amino acids)
Source: RefSeq, a predicted model, not a curated record
CGUUCAUGCAGCGAUGUCAACGGGGGCCGCUCGAGCGCCGGUGACUUUUAAUGCCAGGGUCGCGGGAUGCGCAGGAGACAUCAACGCCGCGCUCUUCCACCGAUCCGGCAAAGAUGCGAUUCUGACGGACGCGGCACUGAAGGAUCCGGUUCAGGCCCGAGCGGGACCGGCUCGAAGACGCGGAUGGCAGAAAACGCGGCCGGUCCCGAGUUCCGGGCUGAUCGGUCCUUCCCGCCUACUUUUCUUCUCCGGUCAAAGAUGUGCCAUACAACUCUCAACCUGUGAUAAGAUACCCGAUGACCUAAAGUCAUUCGCUCACAUAGACGUAGACAGAUCUAAUCAAAGACUAAAGACAGUCCGUGAAUAACUUUUCUCGGACUGUGAAGGGGAAUUUGCGGCAGAAUUGCGAUUCCUCAACGAGAACUGCUCCAGGAGGAUUCCUGUGGAGCUGACUGAUCCAGUCUGACGUCCCGAACGUUCGUCAGAAUAUCACGAGAGAAGAGAACUGAAAGACGGCAUCGGGGAAAAUGUCGACGUGUACCGACGAGGCCGACAACG